AAGCAUGCUUCGACAAGUCGCCAUUUUGUGCACUCUAAUCGCCGCCAUUUCGGCAAGUUGCGACAAGGAGAUCGUACGUCCUGUCGAAUGGACCGGCGGCAACUUCGAGUGGCCGAACGGCGCCACCAAGUCCAUCUACCGCUCUUCGGGCCGCUUCAUCCAGAAGAACACCAUUGCGACCCGCGCCCAGAUCUACAAAGACGACGUCAUCGUGGCCCUGCCCCGCUACAAGCCCGGAGUUCCCGCCACUUUGGCCAAACUCUCCCUGAAGCACAAAGGCUGCGAGGCGACUCUGACGCCCUUCCCAUGCUGGUCCACCCAGGAGGAGGGCAACUGCAACGCGCUCCAAUCAGUCGUUGACAUUUUCGCCGACGCCAAUGAGGUCCUCUGGGUGUUGGACGUGGGUGUGGUCAACACUCUCGAGACGCCAAUCAGGCGCUGUCCCCCUAAAGUCGUCGCGAUCUCUCUGCGAACCGGAAAGGUCGUCAAGACGCUGGACUUGUCGGGAUUGGUGGCCCAGGCCUCCCGCUUGCAAUACAUCGCCGUGGAAUACGCCCCCGAUGGACGCCCCUAUGCUUACGUCAGCGACGCGGCGACUAGAUCCAUUCUAGUGUUUGAUGUUGCUGGAAACAGGGGCUACAGGGUGGUGCUCCCGAAGGCUGUGGUCGGGAAUGGCAAACGCGACGUUCUCUACAUUGCCCUGAUCCAGAAAGGGUGUGGGAACAACUUCAUCAUCUUCUCCUACCUCUCAUCACCUAAAGUUUUCUCAAUCCGGACUGAUUAUCUCAGAGCUGGAUGCACAGCGGGUAAAAUCACGGACAGUGGGUCUAAAGACGGCAAAAUCAUUAUCUUGGGUACUGAUCUUGGUACCGCUGUGUUCUUCCGGUACGAAGGCAAACCGGAAGUGUACCGCUGGGACGCCAACCUCCCCCUUGCCCCAGGUCUCCCGGUCCUAGUCUACAAAUCGAAAAAAUGUUACUUGUCCACGCACGCAAUCCCUGAUCUCAAACGCGAAAGGAUGAGGAUCCUUGAGAGCAAUUUCCCUGAUUUUAUCCAAAAUACGGUAGGCUGUGGGGCGUCACAAAGGGUGACUCUGAUGGGAGGGUGUGUUAACCCCAAGAACCCAUUGCCCGUGCAUACGUAA
Messenger RNA from Tribolium castaneum (red flour beetle), 1144 nucleotides. RefSeq names its product yellow-g2 (gene yellow-g2). Lineage: Eukaryota; Metazoa; Arthropoda; Insecta; Coleoptera; Tenebrionidae. The record is from RefSeq and is marked validated. Gene Ontology annotation, cellular component: extracellular region.